AUGACCUUCAAAAUUGGCCAAGAGGUGGAUAGGAGUGAGCAGUUUCCGCGACACGGGCUUGCAGAUGCUUUCCAGUGGGCCGUUGCCGUGACACAUUCGGAUGCUACAGCAUUGGGAUUGGGCUGCGGGACUUGCGGCUAUCCUCCGAAGCCUGCGGAAGUUCGCCACAUCCUCUCCUUGACAGAGGAGUUGGAAGACAAGAUGAAGCUGCUUGCCUCGGGGGUGGCUGAGGUUCACUCUAUGCUCGCGGAGACGGACGAAAAGCUGGGCUUCCAGAAGAAGGUGCAGCUAAAGAUCAUUCAACGCUGGCUCCGGCAGGGGCUUGGUGACGAUAUAGAAG
Messenger RNA from Symbiodinium pilosum, 340 nucleotides. Lineage: Eukaryota; Dinophyceae; Suessiales; Symbiodiniaceae. The record is from the annotation of a GenBank genome assembly.